GCCGCGCGCUGCCAUUGGCCGAGACGGCUACGAGGCGGGGUCUGCAGACGCGGGCGGCAGCUGUGUUGUCAUUAGGCUGCGGGUAGAGGACACGGGCAAGAUGGCGGCAGUGUCGGCUCUGGUGCAGCGACCCCUACGGCAGGUUUCCGGGCUGCUGAAGAGACGCUUUCACCGAACCGCGCCCGCGACACUGCAGGUGACAGUUCGUGAUGCUAUCAAUCAAGGUAUGGAUGAGGAGCUGGAGAGAGAUGAGAGGGUAUUUCUGCUUGGGGAAGAAGUUGCCCAGUAUGAUGGAGCAUACAAGGUUAGUCGGGGCUUGUGGAAGAAGUAUGGAGACAAGAGGAUCAUAGACACGCCCAUAUCUGAGAUGGGCUUUGCUGGAAUUGCUGUGGGUGCAGCUAUGGCUGGGUUGCGGCCCAUUUGUGAAUUUAUGACCUUCAAUUUCUCUAUGCAAGCCAUUGACCAGGUUAUAAAUUCAGCCGCCAAGACCUACUACAUGUCGGCGGGCCUCCAGCCUGUGCCCAUCGUCUUCAGGGGGCCUAAUGGUGCCUCAGCAGGUGUAGCUGCCCAGCACUCCCAGUGCUUUGCUGCAUGGUAUGGGCACUGCCCAGGCUUGAAGGUGGUCAGCCCCUGGAAUGCAGAGGAUGCAAAAGGACUUAUUAAAUCAGCCAUUCGGGAUAACAAUCCAGUGGUGGUACUAGAGAAUGAACUGAUGUAUGGAGUUCCUUUUGAAUUUCCUGCAGAAGCUCAGUCAAAGGAUUUUCUGAUUCCUAUUGGAAAAGCCAAAAUAGAAAGGCAAGGGACACACAUAACUGUGGUUUCCCACUCGAGACCUGUGGGCCAUUGCUUAGAAGCUGCAACAGUGCUUUCUAAAGAAGGAGUUGAAUGUGAGGUGAUAAAUCUGCGUACCAUUAGACCAAUGGACAUUGAAACCAUAGAAGCCAGUGUCAUGAAAACUAAUCACCUUGUAACCGUGGAAGGAGGUUGGCCGCAGUUUGGAGUAGGAGCUGAAAUUUGUGCCAGGAUCAUGGAAGGCCCUGCCUUCAAUUUCUUGGAUGCUCCUGCUGUUCGUGUCACUGGUGCUGAUGUCCCUAUGCCUUAUGCAAAGAUUCUGGAAGACAACUCUGUACCUCAGGUCAAAGACAUCAUAUUUGCAAUAAAGAAAACAUUAAAUAUCUAGUUCAGGUUUGAACCUCAAGUCAUUGAAAUUUAUUUAAAAUAAUGGCUGGGACUUGUGGAUUGGACUGAAAGAUCUUACUGCUUAUAAAGAAAUCUGUAAGGCAACAAUAUUUUAUACUGGUAAAAAGCUAAGUGUGUUUUAGUGGGAAACUCCACACGCCUGCAGCAGAUUGCACUGUGUCUGUUACAGCUGCCCUGUUCCUUGAGUAAGAUUGAUAUACAAGGACAGGAUCCUGAUGACACAGCUCAAUGAUAACUUAUAUGUAUAAAAGACAUUGUAUAAAUUUACUGUUACAGUGUUUUGAUAAUAAAGGAAUUCAUUACUAUGA
Messenger RNA from Cavia porcellus (domestic guinea pig), 1508 nucleotides. RefSeq names its product pyruvate dehydrogenase E1 subunit beta (gene Pdhb). The record is from RefSeq and is a predicted model, not a curated record. Bases 101 to 1180 code for a protein of 359 amino acids. Gene Ontology annotation, molecular function: pyruvate dehydrogenase (acetyl-transferring) activity. Gene Ontology annotation, biological process: pyruvate decarboxylation to acetyl-CoA. NCBI's taxonomy places the organism in Eukaryota, Metazoa, Chordata, Mammalia, Rodentia, Caviidae. The transcript is spliced from 10 exons.